Messenger RNA from Phaeodactylum tricornutum CCAP 1055/1, 2373 nucleotides. RefSeq names its product helicase_2. NCBI's taxonomy places the organism in Eukaryota, Bacillariophyta, Bacillariophyceae, Surirellales, Neidiaceae. The record is from RefSeq and is a predicted model, not a curated record. Gene Ontology annotation, molecular function: RNA binding; ATP binding. The coding region runs from base 1 to 2373 and encodes 790 amino acids. Gene Ontology annotation, cellular component: intracellular anatomical structure. The transcript has 5 exons.
AUGCUGAAAGAGAGGUCUGCUCUUCCGAUCUUCUCGUUUCGCGAUGAGCUUCUCAGGACGAUUCGCGUCAACCCUGUCACUGUCGUGUGUGCUGAAACCGGAGCUGGAAAGACAACGCAAUGUCCUCAGUACAUACUGGAAGAGGCGCUUUUGGGAGCCCGAGGUGACACAACAACGAUUCUGUGUAGUCAACCUCGACGCGUAGCUGCAAUUUCGGUAGCAGAACGCGUUUCGGAUGAAAUGUGCGAAGAUUCAGUUGGUAGACUUGUUGGGUAUCAAAUUCGGCUUGAGUCUCGCAGAUCAUCCGAAACUAGACUUCUUUUUUGUACCACUGGAGUUAUUCUUCGCCGGUUGGUCGAAGAUCCAACUCUGAAAGGCAUUUCUCACGUCAUUGUCGAUGAAGUCCAUGAACGACAAUGGCAAAUAGAUGUCCUCCUUGUGUCCCUUCGAGCGCUCCUGCAAGGAACGCGGUCCGACUUGAAGGUUGUGUUGAUGUCAGCUACUCUUGACGCAGACCUCUUUCGCUCCUUCUUUGGUGGAGCCCCGCUGGUCACUGUUCCUGGGCGGACGUUUCCGGUUGCUACUUAUCAUUUGGAAGAUAUUUUGGAAGCGACAAAUCACAUCAUUGAGGAACAUUCCCGAUAUGCUCUUAGACAGUAUGACGCUAGAGAAACAGUUUCAAUGUGGGUGUCGACAAAGGGGGGUGAGAGGAAAAGGCAAACCAGUCAGAUUAACUACGAUUUGAUUGAGGAUUUGCUCGAGUUUGUACUCUUGAAAAAUGGUACUACGCAAGCGCUUUCUCCUCCGGAAGGCGUCGACAUUUCCAAUGGUGCACUUCUCAUUUUCCUUCCUGGUGUCGGCGAAAUCAAGGCUCUAAGUGAGAGACUGCGUAGCAGCAGAAUGUUCGGGGACGCACGCUGGUUCACGAUCGUCCCAUUGCAUUCGCUUUUGUCCUCUGCGGAGCAACGACGUGCUUUCGAAAAGCCUCUUAACGGUCGUAGAAAUAUAAUCCUGUCGACAAACAUUGCAGAAACAAGCGUUACGAUUCCAGAUGUCGUUUGCGUUCUUGACUCUGGCCGAGUUCGUGAAGUACACUAUGAAAAACGAACGGCUACCAGAAAACUCGUUGCGACCUGGUGCUCCAAAGCAAGUGCAAAGCAACGCGCUGGAAGAGCCGGUCGCGUUCAGCCUGGUCUUUGCCUAAAAUUGUUUUCGUCGCUCACGGAACAAAAUAAUAUGAGACUAGCUACAGAGCCUGAGAUUCGUCGAAUACCACUCGAAGAAGUGUGUCUCAAUAUAUUAGCCUCUGGAUUUGCAGUAAAGUGUAGCGACUUCCUCUCUCUGACACCUGAACCGCCGGACCCAGACAACGUGAACGCCGCUCUGCAAGUGCUCCAGAACAUCAAGGCGCUGACGUACUCAGAUUCGACCCUUUCCGAGCGGCUGACUCCACUCGGUAAUCACCUGAGUCGGUUGCCGGUUGAUGUACGGCUCGGAAAGAUGAUGGUAUUCGGCACUCUCUUCCGUUGUAUCGACACGAUAGCAACCAUCGUCGCCGCAUUAUCUGCAUCCAAAUCUCCGUUCGUUAUGUCGUUGCAGGAUGCACAUCAAGCGAAGGCUGCCCAUUCCUCUUUUCACCACCCUAAAUCAGACUUUUUGACGCUAUUGAACGUUUGGGAGGCAUUUAACAAGUGUGAUACACAGUCCAAAUCGAGGCAAUUCUGCCAAGAUAAUUUCCUCAGUUUUGCAGUACUUCGGGAGAUGGGAGACGCGAGGAUCCAAUAUUUAGAGCUUCUCGUUGGCAUUGGCUUACUGGACAGAGUAAAGGCUGGAUACGACAAUCAAAGCCGUCGUUUUGACAGUCGCUUAUCAGCAAAAAGUCAGUACAAUCGUAACGGAAGGAAGGAGUCCAUUGUUCAUACUGUUAUCUGUGCGGGCCUGUAUCCGAAUGUUGCCCGAGUGCACCUAACCCCUCAGGGAGACCAAACCAUAUGGCAUAAACAAGAGCGCUUGUUUGUGCACUCUUCGUCGGUCAAUGCGAAAGCUUCUAGACAAUUGCCCAUCUGCUGGAUGGGAUAUCAUGAAAAAUUUGGGACCGGAAAUCGCGUUUCAAUAUCGACGACCUUCUUUGUACACCCACUUGCACUUCUUUUGUUCGGUGGUGAAAUCGUUGUCCUUCAUCCGCAAAAAAAGGUGACGAUCGACGGAUGGAUGGAGUUAUCGCUUGCUGCCAAGACGGGAGUCAUGUUUAUACAGCUACGCAAGCAAAUCGACAGUAUUCUUUCUACUCUGAUCGAUUGCACGGACAAGAAAAUUUUGGAAAGCGAAGCAGCGGAAUCAAUGGUUGACGGUAUAGUAUCUCUCCUCUCCUGA